Molecule: messenger RNA, 3689 nt
Organism: Didymella exigua CBS 183.55
Lineage: Eukaryota; Fungi; Ascomycota; Dothideomycetes; Pleosporales; Didymellaceae
Product: DNA repair protein rad5
Exons: 3
Coding region: 190-3342 (1050 amino acids)
Molecular function (GO): ATP-dependent chromatin remodeler activity; zinc ion binding; hydrolase activity, acting on acid anhydrides, in phosphorus-containing anhydrides
Source: RefSeq, a predicted model, not a curated record
GAAAGCUCUCAUCCAGACGAGCGGCCUGCGAAGAAGCGCCGUUUCUUUGCAGAGCACUCGUCUCCCGCCCAGGGGCGCGAAAAGCAUCGCAGCUCGCCUCCGCUGUCCCCGCCACAGGCACCACCGGGCCUAGUGAAUGUGAAGGAUGAGGAAGAAGAUGCCGCGGCAAUCGAUGGCUUCGACGUCGGGAUGCUCCAGGCGGUUGUUGGAGAGUUGCCAUAUUCUACGCUUCAGAAGUUGAAGGAUGUCAGCAGCAGCAAUGUGGAACGAGCAAUCAACCUGUAUCUUGACGGCUCAUGGGCCAACGCACCUACUCCCGCUGCCAUCUUCCAGCCGCGCCCUCAUGCCGUCCAGGCGACAAUCGCCAGCUCACUGAAGCGCAUCGAGUCCGAGGAUUCCGUUGCCUCGCAGGGGUCUGGCACGUCGAUUCCAAUGGCCCCCAUAGUCCGAGACAUGCCCUCGAAGCGGUACAUUGGCUCAUUUGGCGUGGUCGGCUGGGCGACAACAAGUGGAACGGGACUGCUCAAGCACGGUGAGAACGUUUCCAUCGAGCGCUACAAGAUGCAGCCAAAGGGCAAGAAGCGCGUGGUUACGCUCAAGAAACAAGACGUCGUCGUCAGAUUCACCAACGAGAGGGGGCAGGAGGUUGGAAGACUGGAGAACGACUCGGCAGCCUGGAUCUCCGCCCUAAUCGACCAGAAAGUGUGCUCCUUCGAGGGCAGCUGCGUCUACGUGCCAGACCGCAUUCGCACGAGCGACACUAUAUACUUACAGCUACAUGGCUACUUCCUGCGCAGCGCAUUCGACAAGAGGAAGUUUACCAAACCCGAGGACAACAGGGAGGUCAGCUUGUUCGAAGAGAAGGAAACGUCAGACGAGCGUGACUUGAGGAUGCGGCAGGUCGGUUUGGUGAAGCUUUUCGAGUCCAUCAACCUGCACCCGUCACGCCAGAACGAGACCACGGCGAAGCACAAGCGUCAAGGUCUGCUGCAGGCAGCAGAGAGCGCCGAGAAAAAGGACGAGAAGCCAAAGACAGCAAACGGGACGUCUUCGCCGCCGGGUGAAGAAGCUGAGGAGGGUGCAGAGCUAGAGCAGGAUCAGCUGGACUCGCUGUACAAGAAGGCACAGUCGUUUGACUUCAAUACACCCACCAUGGAACCUGCAGACACCUUCGUCAUGGAUCUCCGAAAGUACCAAAAGCAGGCGCUACACUGGAUGGUUGGAAAGGAGAAGGACCAGGCACUCGCCGAACGAGAAGUCUCCAUGCAUCCGCUGUGGGAAGAGUAUCAGUGGCCGGUGAAGGAUGUCGAAAACCAGGACCUGCCCACUAUCGAUAAUCAAUCCAUGUUCUAUGUCAAUCCGUAUUCUGGCGAAUUGUCGCUCGAGUUCCCAAGACAAGAACAGAACUGUCUGGGCGGCAUCCUGGCUGACGAGAUGGGGCUAGGCAAGACCAUCGAGAUGAUGAGCUUGAUCCACACGCGCAGGAACCAGCCUGAUCAGCUCGAGCAGGCAUCGGUGCCAAAGACCCUCCCACGCCUCAAGAAGAACAGCGCGGACAUCGAGCCGGCGCCAUAUACCACGCUCGUCAUCGCGCCAAUGUCGUUGCUCGCUCAGUGGCACAGCGAAGCUGAGAAGGCGUCAAAAGAAGGCACGCUCAAAGCUAUGGUCUACUACGGUGCGGACAAGGCCGUUAACCUCCAGAAGCUCUGCUGUGUAUCUAACGCAGCCAACGCGCCAAACGUGAUCAUCACCAGCUACGGCACAGUGCUGUCCGAGUUCAACCAGGUGGCGGCCCAGGACAGCAACAGAGGCUCGCACGGCGGUAUCUUCUCGCUAGACUACUUCCGAAUCAUCCUGGACGAAGCGCAUUACAUCAAGAACAGGCAGUCGAAAACUGCCAAGGCUUGUUAUGAACUGAGCGCGAGACAUCGGUGGGUGCUUACCGGCACGCCAAUCGUCAACCGUCUCGAAGAUCUGUUCAGUCUGGUGCGCUUCUUAAGGGUCGAGCCAUGGAGCAAUUUCUCGUUCUGGAAGACGUUCAUCACGGUGCCGUUCGAAGCGGGCGAGUUCAUCCGAGCACUCGAUGUCGUACAAACUGUGCUUGAGCCGCUUGUGCUGCGCCGAACGAAGGAUAUGAAGACGCCCGAUGGGGAGGCUUUAGUUCCUCUUCCCCCAAAGUUCGUUGACGUUGAACACAUUGUUCUGUCACAAGACGAACGAGAUGUGUACGAUCAUAUCUUCCUGCGAGCAAAAAGCGUUCUGACGCAGAAUGCCGAGUCAGGAAUGCUGCUGAAGAACUACACCACCAUCUUCGCCCAGAUCCUUCGGCUGCGUCAGUCGUGUUGUCACCCCGUCUUGACUCGAAAAGCCAACGUCGUCGCCGACGAGCUGGAAGGCAACAUGGCGUCUGACCUGGCAAACGGCCUAGCUGAUGAUAUGGAUCUCUCCAGUCUCAUCGAGCGCUUCACCGCCGACAGCGACCAAGACGUCAACAAAUUCGGCGCGCACGUCCUUAAGCAGAUCCAAGACGAGGCUGACGCCGAAUGCCCGCUGUGUUUCGAGGAGCCCAUGGUCGACCAGGCCGUGACCGGCUGCUGGCAUUCAGCAUGCAAAGAGUGCCUCCUGAACUAUAUCAACCACCAGCGCGACAAAGGCGAGAUCCCGCGGUGCUUCAACUGCCGCGCGCCCAUCAAUGCGCGCGACGUCUUCGAAGUCGUGCGCCACGACCACAUCGCCAAUGACCCCACACACAGCUUCGCCAGCGAUGCACCGCCCGCCACGCAAACGCCGCGCAUCAGUCUCCGCCGCAUCGGUCUCUCCGGCAGCGCAAAAACACAGGCCCUCCUCACCCACCUGAGGAGGAAUAUGAAGCAAGACCCCAAAGGCAAGACUGUCGUCUUCUCGCAAUUUACAUCCUUCCUCGACCUCAUCGAGCCCGCGCUGCUCCGCGACCAUAUCCCCUUCUUGCGCUUCGACGGAUCCAUGGCGCAAAAGACGCGCGCCACAGUACUCGCGGAAUUCACGGCGUCGCCGAAACCGCUCGUCCUGCUGCUGUCCCUGCGCGCGGGCGGCGUUGGUCUGAACCUGACGUGUGCGCGCAACGUGUUCAUGAUGGAUCCGUGGUGGAGCUUCGCGGUCGAGGCGCAGGCUAUCGAUCGCGUGCAUCGCAUGGGCCAGGAGGGGAGUGUUAGGGUGGUACGGUUUGUGGUCGAGGGCAGUAUUGAGGAGAAGAUGUUGCGGAUCCAGGAGAGAAAGAAGUUCAUUGCGAGUAGUCUUGGUAUGAUGAGUGAGGACGAAAAGAGGGUGCAGAGGAUUGAGGAUAUCAAGGAGUUGCUCAGCUAGAGCGGCUGUAGUCGACUUCGACAUACGAUAUGCGCUACGAGCCAGAUUCGCGACUCUGAAGGACUGCCGGCUCAGCAUAGCAUUGGUCCGCGACGCCAGUGCUGCGGACAUCGAAGGAUGGAGGAGGUCCAACUACGCAUCUUCCGAAUCUAUAAUGAGCAGCAGGGCUUCUACAGUCCCACAGAGCGCACCGUGGAGUCGACAUAGCGUAACAAGCGCAUAGCAAGCGAAACAGUAUACGCAUGAGAAGUGGUUUUGUUACAUCUACCAGGCCUCACUGUGUGAAUCCCACGCAGUGCAACUCAGCCUUACAAACCACAGUGUCAGCUAACGCCCUAGACCCAGCG